UAUAAACCCCAUACGCUCUGCAAAGAGUCCGCGAACAGCUCCGUGGUGGUUAAGCAGCACGUUACUUACACGGCAAACAUUGACAAAGGCAACCCACAAUGGAGAGGAUCUCAUGGACACUUUUUCUGCUUUCUCUCACAUAUCUAGAGGGAUCUUCGCAAGAUUUCGGGCAGACCCAGUUCAUAUGCACGUCCGUGCCCAAGGAUAUCGACCUGUGCGCAGCCACUAUGCAGAACAGCGGACCAGCGGAUGAUCUGAAGACCACAGUAAUGCAGUUAAGGGAGACAGUCCUACAGCAGAAGGAAACUAUCAUUAACCAGAAGGAGACGAUCAGGGAACUAUCUUCGAAGUUGAGCCGCUGUGAAAGUCAGGCUGUUCUGGAGCCCGUGACCGGAGGUCGGAGGAAAGAACCGGGCAAAAACACAAUGGGAGACGUAUCCCGCACUUCAACAGAUACGCUAGCCCAGCUUGGGCAGACUUUAGCCACGCUUAAACAGAGAUUGGAAAACCUGGAGCAGUACAGCAGGAACAACGGAUCUGUCCAGGCGAACAGCCUUAAAGAUCUGCUUCAAAAUAAGAUCGAUGAUAUGGAAAAGCAGGUGCUGUCCCGGGUCAAUACUUUGGAGGAAAGCAAACCUGGGCAGAAGAAUGACACAAAUCAGCGCAAUCGAGUGGAGUCAACCCUCACCUCCUUACAUCAGAGAAUUAACGACCUGGAGAAAGGUUCAAAAAGCACCAGGCCACUGGACAAGUAUCAGAUAACAUUCCCCUUAAGAACAAAUUACAUGUAUGCCAAAGUGAAGAAAAGUCUACCAGAAAUGUAUGCCUUCUCUUUCUGCUUAUGGAUAAAGUCCAAUGCAUCACCCGGGGUGGGAACACCCUUCUCCUAUGCUGUUCCUGGACAAGCUAAUGAGCUUGUUCUCAUAGAAUGGGGGAACAAUCCAAUGGAGAUCCUCAUAAAUGACAAGGUUGCAAAAUUACCUUUCGUCAUCAAUGAUGGUAAAUGGCAUCACAUCUGCAUCACAUGGACGACUCGGGAUGGAGUAUGGGAGGCAUUUCAGGAUGGUGUUUUGCGUGGAACUGGAGAGAAUCUGGCACCCUACCAUCCAAUAAAACCCAACGGUGUACUAGUUUUAGGUCAGGAGCAGGAUACACUUGGUGGAGGUUUUGAUGCAACCCAAGCCUUUGUUGGUGAACUGGCAAAUUUCAAUAUAUGGGAUAGAAAAUUAACAGCUGGAGAAAUCUACAACCUGUCAACCUGCAACACUCGAGCACAAGCUGGCAAUGUCUUAUCAUGGUCUGAAAGUAUUAUCGAUGUGUUCGGUGGAGCCACUAAAUGGACUUUUGAGCCCUGCCGUCAGCUCAGCUGAAAUGCAAAGUGGGAGACAUAGCCAAUCCUAGAUCCUUGUUUCUAAUUUUUGUCUUUCUUUUACUCAUUUUGACAUCUGUGGAAAAAGAAGAGUUCUUGAUAAAACAAUUUAAAGGUACUUUAAAAGUAAACCUGGGGUUUCUAUGAAUACCUGAAUAUUUCUGAGCAAAACGAAGAAUAUUUAUUUUUAUUUGAUAAAAUAGUUGUAACACUGAUAAUAAGACAGUGUUAUGCCAGGUUACUUUUAGUAUUGUAUUUUUUUAUUUUUUAUUUUUUGCUGCUUUGUUUUUCUUUGGAAGUAGACAGUUGCUUAUUUUGUCUUUCAUAUAUUUUUGGGGGGACCAGCAGCUGAAGAUCUUUCUCUUUGCAGAUUUUGGACAGUAAAGCAACAGUGCAUCAGAACAGACCUCUUGAUUGACUUCACAAAGCCAAUCACAAGUUUUAAAAUGAUGUUUUAUUUAUUAUCUCAACUAAACGGUACCCCACUCUCAACGGAUCUUGCACUGUGAUGGAUUUGAAAAUAGGAUGGGAAUAAGUAUUUAUUAUUUGGAAAAUAAUGAUUUAAGAUGGCACUUCCUUCAUUUGUUUCCAGUGAUCUUACCGAAGUUUCUGUAAGAAUGUCAUUUAGUUGCCAACAUGCUUACCGCCUGUGUGCCAUGAGCUGAUGUAUCAGUUCAGCACAUACUUUUAGUUUGCUUACUCGCUGUGUAUUGCUUUAUCUUUUUGGUUUCGUUUAUGAAUUUGCGUUUAUGAAAUGUGUUAACAGCGAUUGUUAAAGCUUUCCUGUAUUUCUGCAAUAACUGGUAUAUUUGUACUCAGUUCUAGGAAUGUUAUUCAUACAAUAACAGCAUAAAUUAACAAAUGCUGCAACACCAA
Carassius gibelio (silver crucian carp) is the source of this 2245-nucleotide messenger RNA. RefSeq names its product neuronal pentraxin-1. Lineage: Eukaryota; Metazoa; Chordata; Actinopteri; Cypriniformes; Cyprinidae. The coding region runs from base 99 to 1370 and encodes 423 amino acids. The transcript is spliced from 5 exons. The record is from RefSeq and is a predicted model, not a curated record.